Molecule: messenger RNA, 1378 nt
Organism: Diospyros lotus (date-plum)
Lineage: Eukaryota; Viridiplantae; Streptophyta; Magnoliopsida; Ericales; Ebenaceae
Product: cationic peroxidase 1-like
Exons: 4
Coding region: 71-1033 (320 amino acids)
Biological process (GO): hydrogen peroxide catabolic process; response to oxidative stress
Molecular function (GO): peroxidase activity; heme binding
Source: RefSeq, a predicted model, not a curated record
CCCAUUGCAUUCUUGAAGUUGCAAAAUAUUAAGCUUGCUAUCCAUCUGCUUAAUUAAUUAAGAGUUCAUCAUGACCAUGGGCUCUAAUCUGUAUCAUUUUUGCUUCGGCUUCUCCAUUUCCUUGGUUCUGUUUGGCUUGGCCUUUGGGCAACUGUCCACAGAUUACUAUGCAUCAACGUGCCCAAAAGCUCUUUCUACCAUUAGAAAUGUGGUCUUUAAGGCAGUGGCUAAUGAACAUCGCAUGGGGGCUUCAUUGCUUCGUCUUCAUUUCCAUGACUGCUUCGUCAAUGGAUGCGAUGCAUCAAUCCUGCUGGACGACACUUCAAGCUUCACUGGGGAGAAAACAGCCGUCCCAAACAAAGAUUCAGCGAGGGGUUUCGACGUGAUCGAUACGAUAAAAUCUGCAGUCGAGAACAUUUGUCCCGGAGUUGUUUCUUGUGCAGAUAUUGUAGCUGUCGCCGCUCGUGAUUCUGUUGUUAAACUGGGAGGGCCGUGGUGGGCUGUUCAACUGGGCAGAAGAGACUCAACCACGGCGAGCUUUAGCGGCGCAAACAGCGGCAUCCCGUCGCCUUUCAUGGAUCUUGCUGCUCUUAUUUCCAAAUUCUCCAACAAAGGCUUCACUGCCAAAGAAAUGGUUACUCUCUCUGGAGCCCACACCAUAGGCCAAGCUGCGUGCAGAAACUUCCGAAGCCGCAUCUACAAUGAAACCAACAUCGAUUCGUCCUUCGCAGCGUCGCUGAAACCGAACUGCCCGAGCGCCGGCGGCGACAGCAGCCUUUCUCCCCUUGACGCAGACACUUCCGACGUCUUCGACAACGCUUAUUUCAAGGACCUGGUGAACAAGAAAGGCCUCCUGCACUCGGACCAGCAGCUCUUCAAUGGCGGCUCCACAGACUCUCAGGUCUCGGCUUACAGCACCGGUCCGGCGGCGUUUCGUUCGGAUUUUGCCGAUGCCAUGGUGAAGAUGGGGAGCCUCAGCCCUCUCACCGGAACGAAUGGCGAAAUUCGGAGCAAUUGCAGGAAAAUCAACUGAUGCGUGUUAUUUAUUAUCUGCGGCGUUGUUCACGGCGCGCCUGUGCCAUGCAAUAUGCUUUGAAUAAAAGGCGAUUCUAAUUAUGGAACUGUUUUAUAUACUUGGAAGAUGGGAUUUAAGCUAAAUUAGGUACGUCUAGUUUGUGAUGCAUUCCAGUAAUAGAAGAGCUUGGAAGUGUUAUUGCAUCUUGUUAAUUUCACAAAAAAAUGUGAAAUAAAUAUUAGUUCAGCACAUCAAUAGAUGUUUUUCCAUGAAAAUUUAGUACAUGUUUUAAGUCCGUUAGGAUUAAGGGUAACGACUAACAUAUAAUAAAUGUAUUUUAUUUUUAAUAUAAUAAAGGGCCAG